Messenger RNA from Selaginella moellendorffii, 4780 nucleotides. RefSeq lists its product as uncharacterized. Bases 33 to 4664 code for a protein of 1543 amino acids. NCBI's taxonomy places the organism in Eukaryota, Viridiplantae, Streptophyta, Lycopodiopsida, Selaginellales, Selaginellaceae. The record is from RefSeq and is a predicted model, not a curated record. The transcript is spliced from 3 exons.
AGAACGUAGGAGACAGAUUUCUGCACAGAGAAAUGUCGUCCCAGCGAAUGUUUAUCGAGCACCUGCGUCGCGACCGCUUUGGAAUCGGCCAGUCCGGUCCCAAUCCUCUCGCUCUCAUGCUCCAGGAGACGAUCAGGCUCCUCUCGGCCGAGCUCUACCAGAAGGACAUCCAUUUCCUGUCCGAACUCCUCCAGAACGCUGAGGACAACACUUACCAUUCGUCCGUGGAGCCGAGCAUCGAAAUCUAUCUCACAAAGACCGACGUCACUGGCACUGGAGCAGCUGCCACGCUGCUGCUCUUGAACAACGAAGUUGGUUUCUCGGAAAAGAAUAUAGAGUCCUUGUGCGGCGCUGGUCAGUCCACAAAGAAAGGAAAGAAAUCUCAAGGAUACAUUGGCGAGAAAGGAAUUGGGUUUAAGAGCGUUUUUCUCGUCACCAAGCAGCCGUAUAUAAUCACCAAUGGCUUUCGUAUUCGUUUCGACGAAGAGCCCCACAACGAGGCCAAGCUCGGGUAUAUUGUCCCGGAAUGGGUCGACCGUCCUACAGACGCUGUGCUGCAGAAGGUCUGUAGCAAGACCGAGCUUCCUGCAACGGUGAUCAUCCUUCCCUUGCGUCAGGAAAAGAUUUCGGAGGUGGCAAAACAGCUUACUCAAAUCCCAGCGGAGACGCUCCUCUUCUUAUCGAAGAUACGCAUGCUCUCCAUCUACGAUCAGCAGUCGCGGCCUCCCACGGAACUGGUUCUCUCCAGAUCUGUGGAGAUGACAACGUCAAAGAAUGGAAGCGUGGAAACGAGCACAACUUUUCUGACAGCUAGUAACGGACGGAAUGGCACUCAGCACAGCAACUACUACAUGUUUAAGCAGACUUUGAAAGUACCUGAGGAGGCCAAGGUUGAAAAGCGAAAAGAUGUCGAUAGCUGGACGAUCACUCUAGCCUUUCCGGUGGAUGAUCGUAUCUCGAGCAGCUGCAGCAUUGGCGAUAUCUUCUCGUUCCUGCCUUCCGAUAUCCACUCGGGCCUGCCGUUUCUUAUCAACUCGGACUUUUUGCUCGUUUCCUCCCGUGAGACGCUCCUCUUUGACAGCCCCUGGAACCAGGGGAUCUUUCGCUGUGUUCCCGAGGUUUUCUACAACGCCUUCGAGCUUCUCCUCAACACCACGGCGUUUGGACUGCAGAGUAUACCGUCAGUAGCACGCAUGGCAAUGUACAAGUACGUACCUGUGACUGCUUGCCGCAACUCGUACCUCGAGAGAGUCCGCAACGAUAUCUUGUCCAAGCUGAAGGACAACAACGUCAUUCUUUGCGCCUCGGACGUCGGCCGUGCACCACCGAGCGGGCAGCUUUGCAAGCCUGCUCUUGCGAGAAAAAUCGCCCCCAGCUUCCGAGAGCUCCUCAAAGCCGCACCGAAGUGUCCCAGGUUCUUGCGAGGAAGUCCCUGGUUCUUGCGACGAAGUUCCUCGUACAUAGUGGACAGCACGCUGCAGGAGAACUACGGCUCGGUGCUGAGACUCCUGGGAGUCCCAGAUAUGAGCAACGAUGAAUAUCACCAAAGCCUCGACUCUGAAGACUGGAUGAGAUCGCUCCCCGACGAUGCAUAUGUCAAGCUGCUGGUGUUCCUGUCCUCCAAGUCGUCAACUUUGAGAUCCCUCAGGUUUCUCAAGUAUCGAGGCUCCGAUGGUCGACUCCAGUUGGCAAGCAUGGAUGAUCUCGCGCGAAACGAUGGCAGAUCCAUGUACUGGGAUUCUGGUCACAGAGCUACCGCUUGGCUCGCUGGUUGGACAGAGGUGUUUCAACGUUGGCUAACUUUCAACUUCGUUCCAUCGGCCUGCGCUGCAAAAAUCCGGCAGCACUCGGUGUUAGAGAACUGGUUGGAGAGAACCCCCUUCAGCGUGAGCGAACUGACAGCAUGCUCACUCGCUCGUCAGGUUCUUGGAGCAGUCACUGCGAACUCCUCAAAUGCAAAGCUUGCUGUUCUAGCGAUGCACUUCCUGUUCGACCUGUACAGAAACGACCGCAGCUCGUACACAUCCAUCAGCAACCAAAAGCGUAAUGAACCAAUCGUCGAGAAUGACGGAGCCGUGAGUCCCUAUGUUGCGAGUUAUGUUUCAACGCGUCCAUUGUUGCUACCGGCGGCUUGUGGAGCGAAGUGGCCGCUCUUGCUCCCGUCUGACGCGUGGAGACGCGGCGUUCGAAAAUUGUCAGAAGAGUAUAUGGAGUCAGCAACGAUCGAUCUCUCCGACUCCGACGUGCGAACCGAGUUUGUGAAUUUUCUGAAGGAGCAGUUCCUGGCUACGGACAUCCCCGCCUUUGAUCCGGUGGACGAGGCCCUUCCUCCGCAUUAUGUUGGUAACGUCGCAGCGAGCUCGUUGUUACUGAAGUGGAUUAAAUCCAGGCACUGCAAUGCACCCGCUUUCACUUCCAGUAUUAAGACUACCAAGUGGUUGAAGACGAGCCACGGAUACUGCUGCCCAACCGUUGCAUUCCUGCCGGUGCCUGAGCUGCUUAAAGUCUUGAAAGUCGAGGACGUUCCGUUCGUGGACAAGGACUGGAUGCCAUUGGAGGAGUAUAAGAACGAGUUCCGAAGCCUGGGAGUGGCUUGCGAGCCCGGCAUGGGAUAUGCAACUGUCCUCCGCUGUCUCGGCAAUAUGCAGAAGCUUCCUGCUCGGCAAGUCGACACGGCUAAAGUGGUCAGAUUUUAUCAGUACCUCUCCCGCUGCGCUGAACAAGAAUUAUGGAGGGACGUUGACGUGAUCUGGGUGCCGCAGAGCGAAGGCCGUGCAGCAACCUGGAAGAAAAAGGAAGAAUGCGUCAUUCACGACGUUGAGGGCUUGUUUGAAGAACUCGGUGUUGUACCUCUGGAUAGCUGCUACGAGCGGGUCAUGCAAGACAUCCUUCAGAAGAGGUUUGAUGUUUGUGAGAAGCCUUCGAUCAUCAAGUUCUGCGAGCUCUGGCAGAGGUGGUCGUCUAAAGGAAAAGAUGUCGAGGUACAAAAGGCUUACACAGUGUGGCGUGAGCUGGUGGAGGCGAAGCUAGUCUCGUCACGACCAACUUCGACGCCGUAUCUGAAAGUUUUCCGCGCGAGCAGCUGCGUUCCUUCAAUACCAGCCUGCGAAAAGAACGCAGCCACCGUGAAGCUUCUUCCGCCUGCAAAGACGGUCAUGGUUGAUCAGCUAGAGCUGGAACAUCUCUUUAGAAACACUAAUCCUCGUCCGUGGGUGGCGUGGUAUCCAGCCAGCCAGGAGAUCAACACGCAGGAGCUAUAUGAAGUCUAUUCCUGGCUGGGGGUCAAGACAAUCUCCGAAUGUGCUGAAUCGGAGACGGACACGAGCUGCAUGAGCCUCUCACUCGGAAGGAAACUGGUCUGGGACGAAGGAUACAUCCACCUGGGACUGUUUAGAGCAAUACUCGGGUAUCUGGCUCUAUCACUCUCCGUCAAGGAGCGACAAACCAUAGUGCAGGAACUGCUGCGUCUAAAGGAGGUGGAACUCGAAACGGGCCUGAAAGUUCACUGGACUCUUCGCGUUGGAGACACUACACGUCACGCGGUCUCGGAGAGGAUGCUCUACUGGAACAGGGAGAGGCAGGAACUAGCCUAUGUCGACGAGGGGCAAAGGAAGAAGAGGAACACAGAGUUUGGGACCGAGUUCGCGAGGAUCAUAGCGGAGGGUCUGCUUUUCCACCACCGGGACUUGAUUCCAGGCAUGGAGAGGCAUCUGAGCAUGCUGGCAUUCUCUAAGUUCGACGUCAUGGAGGUGGACAACAUGCUCAUCAAGCACAACAUGCGGCUCUAUAGCGAGGACGAGACGUUUCUAAAGACCGGGGUGAUUGUGGAUCCAUCUAAAGCUGACGCUGAGAAGAACUUACAUGGUGGUGAAGCAGUCGCAGAGAUGGAACCGUUUGUGCUACCGGAUGUUCCUGAAACGGAGGAAGAUCAGCUGGAGAGAGAUUCAAGAAUUUCCGAACGUCCAGCAGACUCGAGAUCCACCACCAUUGUCGUCGCUCCAAGUUCUUACUCUCCAGCUUUUGUCGCUGCUACUCCGAGACCACCACCUCUGGACAACCGGAAAUACCUCCUGGAGCAAGCUUUCCAAGUCUUAUCAUCGCUGGACGAGAUCAAAGACGAGGCGUGGACGAUGGAGCUGCCAGACGAGGUUUUUAACUCAGAGAAGAUCAGCGCGUGGCGAGAGACGUACCUUCCAACAGUUCGUCGCCUUUUGGACUAUCCACCCGAGGAAGGUUACCUCAAGCCCGGGAUGAGGACUGGCAUGUCUCUAGACAAGAUGCUCACAGCGGCAUUUCUCGACGCUGGAAACUUUCCGGGAGUGAAAGGAUCGAGCCACCAUCACUUGAGCGUCGUUGGAGCAGCGUGCCUCAACCUGUGCCUGGCGAUGGAGCUCGUCAAGCUAGAUGACAAUCACCACGGCGGAGUAAACGGCGCUUACAAGCUGACGAACACCUCCCUGCUCGCGGCGUGCUUCCAUGCCUGUGGGCUGGACGAAUCUGUGCUGCGCAGCUCGAAUUCGGCAGCCGUGAGCGACCUCGUGGGGGCGAGCGUCGCGAGAGCCCUACUGGCUGUGGGGUUUUGCGCCUACGACGAUGGAUUGGGAGAAGUGAGGCGGAUCUACCAGGAGGUGUUCCUCGCCGCCCUCGGCGAUGCUCUCGGCUGAAAUUUUCAUGCGAAAUAUGCUAGGCUCACCGAUUUUGUCCUAAAAACUCUCCCGCCCAAGUUUUCAAAUACUUUCUAGGAAUAUAGCCAGCAUAUUCGCUACUUUGAGCUAGGCAA